Messenger RNA from Panicum virgatum (switchgrass), 1622 nucleotides. Its product is annotated as LOB domain-containing protein 41-like. Gene Ontology annotation, molecular function: structural constituent of ribosome. Gene Ontology annotation, biological process: translation; regulation of gene expression. The transcript has 2 exons. Gene Ontology annotation, cellular component: ribosome. The record is from RefSeq and is a predicted model, not a curated record. Bases 255 to 1298 code for a protein of 347 amino acids. NCBI's taxonomy places the organism in Eukaryota, Viridiplantae, Streptophyta, Magnoliopsida, Poales, Poaceae.
GAAAACCAGCGAGAGAGAGAAGCCCGCCCAAAACCAGUGGCGCCGUCCCACUCCACCCAACCCGCUGCGCACCCACCACCCCUCCUGCUGCCAGCGCCAGGGAGGGGGGUAUACCGUAUACAUAGCCAGCGCCCUCUCCCUCCUCCAUUGCCCACCCCCAUCGAUCGCCAGUUCGCCACGCACCCUCCAGCACUCGAUUACUACUCCCUCGUUUGUUCCAGGCAGCAGGCCAGCAGCAGCAACAACAAGAAGAGAUGAGGCUGAGCUGCAACGGGUGCCGCGUGCUCCGCAAGGGGUGCACGGACGCGUGCACCAUCCGGCCGUGCCUGCAGUGGAUCAAGGCCCCCGACGCGCAGGCCAACGCCACCGUCUUCCUCGCCAAGUUCUACGGCCGGGCGGGGCUGCUCAACCUCAUCGACGCCGCGCCCGACGCCGCGCUCCGCCCGGCCGUCUUCCGCUCCCUGCUCUACGAGGCCUGCGGCCGCAUCGUCAACCCGGUCUACGGCUCCGUCGGGCUGCUCUGGUCGGGCAAGUGGCACCUCUGCCAGGCCGCCGUCGAGGCCGUCCUCAGGGGCGCGCCCAUCGUCCAGAUCUCCGACGAGGACGCCGCCGCCGCCAGCCCCGCGCACCUGCACAAGGCCGCCGCCGCCUCGUGCUACGACAUCCGCCACGUCGCCCCCAAGUCGUCCAAGCCGCCUGCUGCUGCUGCUGCUGCUUCUGACGCGGCUGCGGCCGCACCGGCCGCCUCGUCGGCUCCGGCCGACGACGCCCAGAGCAGCAAAGGCGGCAGCGCCCUCCACAAGGUCGCCAAGCCCGGCCGCACGCGCUUCAAGCGCGCAUCGUCGUCGUCGUCCCCGUCGUCGAAGAAGCACACCGCCAAGAGGAGCAAGCCUUCCGGCACGGACGACGACGACGACGACCUGGUGAUGGCGGACCGCAGCCAUCACGACGAGGAACAGCACGUCCAGCUGGUGAUGGCGGACCACGCGUCGUCCGACGACGACACCCACCACCACCACCAGGAGGCGUCGGCGGCAUCGCUCGACACGGACGCCGAGGCCGCCUCCCACGUCAGCCAGGCCGAGCAGACCCCCGCCGCGGCGGAAGAGGAGGAGGACCACCUCCAGCAAGAGCAGCAGCAGCAGCCGGGCCUCGACCUCACGCUCGGGUUCGGACUGUUCACGCCCGUGCCCGCCGCCGCGUGCCCGCCGACGCCGCCCGUGGACUUCGGCUGCAGCCGCGGAGACUGUAGCGCCGCCGCCGAGGAGCCCGGGGUCGUGGGGUUCCAGUUCCUCUAGGCUUGAAGCUCUAGCAAGCGGCACCCUCAUCUCCUGUACAUGUGUUGCACAGACAGGCAGAGACGAGUGAUAGAGGUCGCCAUAGAGGAGCGUCCUAGUCUAUUUUGGCAUUAGGAACAAACUCAAGUUUUUUCCCCACCCCAAGUCCGUUUCGUUUAGAUUUAGGCCCAAAGAGAAGUAGGAGCACAACUCCUUACAAUUGUUAAAAUUAGGCUUCUUUUCCUUCGUUUCGUUUCUUGACUGAUAAAACAUGAUACAGUUCCUGUUUCUCUCUGUGAAGAAGAGGAAGAAGCAAAUUGAAACAAUGCCAUUUUAUUUCAUCAA